Messenger RNA from Rhinolophus ferrumequinum (greater horseshoe bat), 2246 nucleotides. It is a transcript of the gene PIGP, whose product is annotated as phosphatidylinositol glycan anchor biosynthesis class P. The transcript has 8 exons. The record is from RefSeq and is a predicted model, not a curated record. NCBI's taxonomy places the organism in Eukaryota, Metazoa, Chordata, Mammalia, Chiroptera, Rhinolophidae.
AUGGACAAGUGGCACAGAAAGGGCGCCUCUGGAAAAGGCACGCCGCCCUGGUACCAGCCCAAAUUCACCUAUUCCUCGGUUCGAGUUUUGGUCCUUGCCCCCACCUUACGAACAGCCUGGCUCCACAGGCCGCACCUGACAACGGGACAGGAGGGGCCAGCCCCGGACUCGGCUGCCAUUCUCAGGAAAACAGGUGGCGCAGACAAACACACAGAGGACAAAGCGUGCACUGAUGUUCACGAACACUCGCGAACGAAAACCCGCACACAGAUCAUGCACUCGACAGGACCCAGGCGCGGCACGCGCACAGAAACGCGAGAACGCGCACACGGGUGGGCGAUGCUCGAUGCGUGGGUCACGACUGCAGGAGGCGCGGCCACGCGCGCCAGGGACGCGCACCCCCCGGAGAGGACACCGGAGGGGCCCACGUUUGCAGAAGGGGAACAUCGGACAAAAGGGACACACCCACUGGGGCCGACAAAGGCGGUCCCACACACCCCCAGCGCACCGGCACCCCGACCCACGCACACAGUGGGCACCACAGAGAACGACGCACACACCCACACUCACCACACACCCACGGAGGGGGUGUGGAGGGCCCCUCUCCCCGGGCAUCUUGGCUGUAGCGCGACAAUGUGACACAUCCAGGAGCCCUGCCGCGCGCCAGGUGUGCACUCACCCGGGCCCGCAGCCCGCGAGCCUCGGACGCGGGCCGCCGCCACCGCCAGGGGCCCUCCACGUCUGCCAGCCGGCGGGCGCGAGCGGGCAGUGGCGCAGGCAGCAGAGCGUCACGUGGACCGCAGCGCACAUGCGCGGUCGUGCCGCCCCGCCCCUCCCCCUCGGCGGCGGCAAGCGAGCGAUCCCGCCGGCCCCCGCGCUGGCGAGCUCCAGACAGUCGAGGGUCGCGGUGCGCCUGCGCCCGGGCGGGGGGCGCCGUCUCCUCCUGGCCUUCGCUCAGUUUUCCCUCUCUCACCUCGCGGCGGCUCCCGGUUCGGCGCUUGCGCAGGAGACUCAGCGCUGAGAUUGUCUAAAGCCACGGGGAAAAUGGUAGAAAAUUCACCGUCGCCACUGCCAGAAAGAGCGAUUUAUGGCUUUGUUCUCUUCUUAAGCUCCCAAUUUGGCUUCAUACUGUAUCUCGUGUGGGCUUUUAUUCCCGAAUCUUGGCUAAACUACAUAGGCUUAACCUAUUGGCCUCAAAAGUACUGGGCAUUGGCGGUGCCCGUCUACCUCCUCAUCACUAUAGUGAUCGGUUAUGUGCUCUUAUUUGGAAUGAACAUGCUGAGUACCUGUCCCCUGAACUCCGUCAACACAAUCACAGAUAACUAUGCUAAAAGUCAACAGCGGAAGAAAUACCAAGAAGAGGCCGUCCCAGCAUUGAGAGAUGUCUGUAUUAGUGAAGUAAACCAAAUGUUCUUUCUUGAAGCCAAAGAACUUUCUACCAACAACUAAAUUAUAUAUAGACUAACUAUAAGUUUUUGACAAAAUUUUUUUUUCUUUAAUUUUAUUGGGGAAUAUUGGGGAACAGUGUGUUUCCCCAGGGCCCAUCAGCUCCAAGUCGUUGUCCUUCAAUCUAGUUGUGGAGGGCACAGGUCACUGGCCCAUGUGGGAAUUGAACUGGCAACCCUGCUGUUCAGAGCUUGUGCUCUAACCAACUGAGCCAUCCGGCCGCCCCUGGACAUAAUAAUUUUGACCUUAAUUGUCUCUCUUAUGAAUACCUGGUAUUGAAAUACUUUAAAAAAUGUAAGUUCAACUUCUCUUAAAUUCCAUUAAUAUUAUAAAUGUUCUCAAAUAUUCAUUGUUAAUGGACAGAAUAAAUAAAAUACUACAUUACCAUAUAGCAGACUAUUUAAAAAAAUAAGUAUCAGUAGAAGCGAGAAGUCCCUUCACAGAGUGGCUCAUGUCGUCAUUUUCAAAGUCCAGUUAUACCCUUCCUGCUGUUUAUUCUUAGGGGCCCACAGCUCAGGACAAAGGUGAGAGGUCAGAGUAUAAAACAGCUAAAUUCCUCAUCUCCAUAUAGGAAGUCCAAAGAAAGUGAAAUUGAAAAAAAUCCAGAAAUAAUAAUAUGAGUACAUUGUGUAGCAGUGUGGAGAUAAAUAUCAAAAGAAACAGCUCAGGUGCUAAAAGUGGUCCUUUUUGGGGAGUAAGGCUCCAGGGUCCCGUCAUGGGGGAUACAGGGCUGCAGCUUUUUAUUGCAGGCCUUGUAGAACAAUGUGACUAUCUUGUAUGUACAUGUGUUACUUUAAUAA